Zymoseptoria tritici IPO323 is the source of this 1146-nucleotide messenger RNA. RefSeq lists its product as uncharacterized. The transcript is spliced from 5 exons. The coding region runs from base 1 to 1146 and encodes 381 amino acids. The record is from RefSeq and is a predicted model, not a curated record. Lineage: Eukaryota; Fungi; Ascomycota; Dothideomycetes; Mycosphaerellales; Mycosphaerellaceae.
AUGGCUGAGGACUGGAAAGAACGCUUCCACGACUCGGAGACAACCGCUGCUAGUGAUAGGCAAAAGGUGCAGUGGAGAAAGAGCGAGAUCCCGUCGCUUCCCAUUGUUAGAGCAUUAAGCAUCGCCCAGACGGUCAUUUCGCCCUCCAUUCCCGUCGUCCAUCGGUCACCAUUCCAUUUCGACAACUGCCGUUCGCCAGGAACCUGUCCGGCACACGAUUCGCGCAUCAUCCGCCGCGCCCGACAGAUCAUGGCGCGCCUCGGAGACUUCGAGCUGAGCGGAAUCCUCUACGCCGGCUGCGAUUUCGACGCUUGGCGAGAUAAGACGGACGCUUGGCUGCGAUUGCGUGGACUGGAAAGCUUUGUGUCCCGUACCAAAAAAGGUGAAGGCCGAUCUGGGAUGGCUCAACGACUCAAGGAAAAGGCUCGCGACGCCAUCUGUGAAAGAGUCGACCGUGCCAUUAUCAGAAGACUUCCCACUACAAUCAAGCCCGAUGAUCACCUACAGAACUUUUGGAAGCAGCUGGAAGAGCAGGCAAAGCCGUUCCGAUUCGAAGACCUGACUCCCGAGCUGAGGUGCAAGGUGUACAGCUCGAUCUUGGGCGCCGACGCAUCCUACAACCUUUCGCAAUGGACGCCCUCCUGCUCACUGCCAGCGAUCCUUUCCGUCUGCAGUACUGUUCGUAAAGAAGCGAUGCCUGUGUACUAUUCAUCUACGGAGUUUCGAGCCACCUGCAAGGUGUCAGGCGGCAGAGAUCGGGGCAUUGAGAGGACUCGAAAUACGAUGACAAGCUGGACGAGGAGCCUGGCUCAUGGGGCUUUGCAGCAUCUACGCAGUAUCAAUCUCUACGUUGCUGGACUUUCGCCGCGGACGACAGGACCUGUCGAGUCUUUCGGUAAUCUUCUGCAGUUCAGGUUCUCGCCGAUCACGGGUCUCACAUGCGACGAAUGGCAGUCGGCCAAUCCAGAAGUCGCACUACAUUACCACAAGAGCCUCAAUGUGCAGGCGAAGGAGAGACUCCGGAAGUCGCUGGCGAGGCUUGAGAAGUAUCGCGAGGUGACAUCGUUGCGAGGUGAGGUGCUCGUGAUGGCCAUCGUGGACAUACUCGAGCUUUUGGAGGAUGGCAAGAUGGAGAGAGAAGCAUGA